This is a messenger RNA of Amborella trichopoda, 2319 nucleotides long. RefSeq names its product crossover junction endonuclease EME1. Gene Ontology annotation, molecular function: DNA binding; nuclease activity. Lineage: Eukaryota; Viridiplantae; Streptophyta; Magnoliopsida; Amborellales; Amborellaceae. Gene Ontology annotation, biological process: DNA repair. The record is from RefSeq and is a predicted model, not a curated record. Gene Ontology annotation, cellular component: Holliday junction resolvase complex; nucleus.
UCCAUUCAAAUGACGAAGAGCGCGGCCCCCUUUCUUUGAGUGACAGGGUUCUUACUCCCCUCUCUCUGAAUUUGGAAUAUGGAUCCGGUAUCUGCUGUGGACAUCCCUUCUGAUGAAGAUGAUGAUGACAAUGCAGAUGCUUCUCCAUCAGUAACUCUGAGAAAGGGCGGAUCCUCCUCAACCUUCCCUUCUGAUGUCAUUGUGCUCAUUGAUUCCACACCUCAAAGGCCACAUGUUGGAUCCCUCUUCCAAUGCUCCACACCGUCUGUGGUGCCGGAAACCCCUCUCUCUGAUACGAUCGAGGAUUCAGUUGUGAAGCCUCCGAUUCUCUCUGCUCCUUUCUCUUCUGUGUGCUCCAAACUCAGGAGCCACACGCCACUCUCAAAAUGCUCUGGAUUUGGUGCUGCAAUCUGUUUGGACUCUGAUAAUGAGUCUGAAGGAGGUUCUCAACCCAUGACUUUGAAGGAAAAUAAGACAAGCGUUGCUGUUCAUUGUGUGAAAGAGCACUCAGACAUUAACCAUGUUGUCCACAAUUCUGGAAAUUCCCAUGUUUCAAGCUCUGAGGAAAAGCAUUCCAGCCCUUGCUUGAUAGCAAAGCAUGGAUACCUUGGCAGUGAUGAUGAACAUGAAGUUCAAAAUUGUUUUGAAACUCCUAUUGUGUUGGAAAAGAGUGCAUCCUUUGCAAAAUCAAAAUUUUCUGAUAAAUGCAGUGAUUAUAAGGUAUCGGAAUCAGUUCUAUUGAAUGCUAAUGAAGAGUCAAUCGCCAAUUCUUUUGGUGAAAGUGGCAGCCAGAUUUUCCCUAUAGAUGCUGAUUGUGUGCAAAUUCUAGACAGUCCUCUGCAUGGUUACCCUUCUCCUCAUGGGGCUCCCUUGUCUCCUCAGGUUGAUGGACCUCUUGGGGAGUCAGAAAUUGCUACGAAGGAAUUGGUUUCAGGGCCAACAGGGAAAGGUAAAAAGAUUGUGGGGGUUGAUAAUGAUCGAGGGGCUAGGAAGAGGCAGUUGAAAGAAGAAAAACUUCGUUUGCGGGAAGAGAAAAGACUCAAGAGGGAGCAAACGAAGUUGCAGAAAGAAGCUCUGAAGGCUCAAGCUAUAGAGGACAGAAAGCUUCAGAAGGAAAGGGGAAAGUGGGAGAAAGGAAAGUUUGCAUUAAAAUCUAUUGUCGCUGAAAUUGAUGCUAAAGUCAUUGAAAAGGGGUCAAUAGGAGGAUAUCUGCUCAGUAGGUUUGCAGAGAAAGGACUUACGUUUCGAAUAACUUCAAAUCCUAUUGAAAGCUCAAUUCUGUGGAAAUUGGAUGUUCCUGAUCAAGUAGCUAAGAUUUCAUCAUUGGGAUCAGUGGUGCCAUAUGUCUUACUCGUUUAUGAAGCAAAUGAUUUUUGCGACCUUGUUUCUAGCAAUGCUCUAAUGCAGCAUGUUGCCGGAGUUCGUAGACAUUAUCCAUCCUACAUUAUUUCCUACGUGACAAAUAGGUUGAUGUCAUACAUUAGCAAAAGGGAAGCUGUGCAGUACAAGAACCCGUCUAAUGCUGAUUGUUGGAGACGUCCACCAGUGGAGGAGGACUUGUUGAAGUUAACCACUCACUUUUUCCAAGUACAUUCAAGACAAUGCCUUGAUGAGGCUGAGUUAGCAGAACAUGUUGUUGGUUUGACAUGCAGCCUAGCCACUUGUCAGUUUCGAAAAAAGUUGACACGGCUAUCUAUUAGUGCUAAUGGAUCCCAUAUUCCAAAAGAUUUUAUUGACAAGGCCCUAAUUAGAAGCAAUGUAUGGUUAAAAGCCCUGGUCGCCAUCCCAAAAGUCCAACCUAGAUUUGCUGUUGCUAUUUGGAAGAAAUACCCAACGAUGAGAUCCCUUUUAAAUGUGUAUCUAGAUCCCAAUAGAACGGUUCAUGAGAAAGAAUUUCUGUUGAAAGAUUUGAUGACCUCAGGCUUGGAGCAGGGGAAGAGAGUGGGUGAGGUUUGUUCGAAAAGGGUCUAUAGGAUACUCAUGGCUCAGAGGGGGAGCAUACAAACUGAUGAUGUCGAGGAGGGAGCAGACUUUUUUGAGAUCUGAGCCUCCACUUCUGAUAAAAAGCAUGUCUGGGGAUCUACAUGCUGUUUAAUUAUCAUUGGAUUAAAAAGAGGAAAACAUGAAGCAUUCACAAUUAUUUGUGUUUAACAUCGAAUAAAUAGCAGAUGCAGUUUUUGGCUUUUUCCUUUUGUUGUUGUAAUAUUUGUGUAAUACUGUAUUGACUCGGUCAAGACAUUGUAGAGUUGCUUUGCUUGAGAAUAUCUUUGGUGGUAAAACAACUAGUUUUGCUAAUGGCUCUGAAGAACAUCAAUAAUA